Molecule: messenger RNA, 405 nt
Organism: Penicillium verhagenii
Lineage: Eukaryota; Fungi; Ascomycota; Eurotiomycetes; Eurotiales; Aspergillaceae
Exons: 1
Coding region: 1-405 (134 amino acids)
Source: RefSeq, a predicted model, not a curated record
AUGAUUCAAUCUCUGAAGCCAGCCGAAGAAUCACGGCAGCGACAAGAGAGCAAUAGCGUUCAGGCCGUUCCAGAGGAUGAACGCCAGUCUCUUGUCUGCCCAAUUUUACGGGGGGACGAUCAUAAGCGGGUCAUCAUGUGGGUCGAUUUGCUGAAUCUUUGGAGAUCUUCGUUCAAGAGCACUGGACUUCACCAAAGGUAUUCCUCAAAGGUAUACCUUGGCGUUUCAUACCGCAACUGGAAAAAGCUACAAGUCUUUCAAGACAACCAAUUUUACGAAAAGUGGGAGCAGAUAUACGUAUUAAACCGAAAGCACCUCCACUCUUUGAGUGUUCUGAAAAGCGUGCAAGGAAUGUCAACUGAUAUUCGCAAUGUUGUUUGCGAUGUCCGCGAGGAGAUUGAAUAA